This is a messenger RNA of Topomyia yanbarensis, 6369 nucleotides long. Its product is annotated as ABC transporter G family member 20. Gene Ontology annotation, cellular component: membrane. NCBI's taxonomy places the organism in Eukaryota, Metazoa, Arthropoda, Insecta, Diptera, Culicidae. The record is from RefSeq and is a predicted model, not a curated record. Gene Ontology annotation, molecular function: ABC-type transporter activity; ATP binding; ATP hydrolysis activity.
AUCCUGUAAUUCCGGAACCGGAAGUCGGAUCAAUUAGAAAUUCAACAGCAGCCAAUGAGAAUGCUGUACCAUUUCAUUUGUGGUCGAAGUGCCUUCGAAUAACACCCCUCAAUAUGACGGCAGUAGAGGUUCAUUCAGGUUAUAAAUUCUAUGGGAAGGCAACGGAUCCUGAUAAAAAAAUCGUUUUGAACCACCUCAACAUGAGCGUCACUAGAGGCUCAAUUUAUGGACUUCUUGGAGCAUCAGGCUGUGGAAAAACUACGCUUCUAUCAUGCAUUGUAGGUAGAAAGUUUUUAAAUGAUGGUGAAAUCAACGUCUUAGGCGGCACACCAGGAUCACCUGGUUCCGGUGUCCCAGGGCCACGAAUAGGAUAUAUGCCACAAGACAUAGCGCUCGUAGAAGAAUUUUCCAUCAAAGAAACAAUAUAUUAUUUCGGUCGAAUAUACGGAUUGGCCACGGAGCGAAUAAGAGAGCGGUAUAAAUUACUUAAAGAAUUGUUAGAGCUACCACCAGAUGACCGGCACGUUGGAAACUGCAGUGGAGGUCAGCAAAGGCGAGUAUCCUUCGCAGCUGCCAUGGUCCAUGAACCAGAACUGUUGAUCUUGGACGAACCAACUGUGGGUCUUGACCCACUGCUUCGAGAGCGAAUAUGGCAGUAUUUAGUCGAUACAACAUGUACAAGCAAAUUGGCUGUGAUUAUUACUACGCACUAUAUUGAGGAAGCAAGACAAGCUUCUUGUAUUGGGUUGAUGCGGAAUGGUAUUUUGCUUGCGGAGGACUCACCAACAAUGAUUUUGGAACGAUUCAAUUGUUCCAACUUGGAAGAUGCAUUUCUUACACUAUGCAAAAAACAUGGCCCUUCUGAAGAAGCAGAUACAACCACACACCAGUCACACACGAUAGGUAGCUUAAAAUCGAUCGAAACAGUUGAAGAUAAUGGCUCUGAUAUAAAGAAAACCAUCCCUCCCUUGCCAUCGCCGAGUGAUGAAAAAAGGGAGAUUGGUCGAACUUUGUACGAAGAAAGUGGAACAAUCGCAAAAACCAUAAAAGAGCUUAUGAGCUUCACAACGAAACGAAGAAUGAAUGCACUGCUCUAAAACUACUUACAAAUGAUCCGGCAGCCUGCUGGAAUGGUAUUUCUGUUCCUUUUCCCAAUAUUUCAGUUGGUAAGUUUUUACGUAGCUAUAGGUGGCGAUCCAAAGGAACUUCGAUUAGGCAUUGUGAACGACGAGGUCAACAACAUUCAAGAAUGUUUCAACAAAUCAUUGAUCACUACCUCAUUCCAUAGCGAUUACGAAUGCGAUCUUUUUAAGGCAUCCUGUCGGUUUCUGGAACAUCUCAAUCGGACUGUUGCAAUACAGGAAUAUUACGUCGAUUUUGAAAGUGCUUUCCGAGCUGCCAAAAGUGGUAAAGUUUGGGGCUUUAUUUACUUCAAAGACAAUUUUACGGAAUCUUUACAAGAUGUGAGAGACAAUGUUCGCGAUGCAAACCCGGGUUCUUUCCUAAGUUCAGAAAUUAAAGUCUAUCUGGACAAAUCGGAUCAACAAGUGACAUUCUACCUGGAGAAAAAAUUGCUUGAAACAUAUAAGCAUUUUGCCGAGACCCUGAUGACAGAGUGUAACCUACCAAAACAGCUGGCAAGCAUCCCAAUGAGCUUUGAAGAACCCGUGUAUGGAACUUUCGAUGAUGAAUUCACCUCUUUUAUGGCCCCAGGAGUAGUCAUGACAAUGAUCUUCUUCCUAGCCACACUGAUCACAGCAACGAUAUUUAUCUCUGACCGGCUAGAGGGUAUAUGGGAUAGAACAUUAGUUGCAGGCAUCACGGCGCUCGAGUUACUACUAGCACAUAUAAUUACGCAAACAUCGAUUAUGCUGUUGCAAUGUGUUGAAAUUAUUCUACUCGCGACGUUCGUUUUUGACGUGCAGAAUCAGGGGAGCAACGUAACAGUCGUUGGUCUGCUGAUGCUGUUAGGCUUCGCUGGAAUGCUAUACGGCCUCUUGAUAUCAAUCUUUUGCGAUGCCCACUCAACAGCAAAUUUUAUGGCUACGGGCAGUUUUUAUCCAAUGAUCAUAAUGUGCGGAAUCUUGUGGCCCCUAGAAGGUAUGCCUCAGUACCUGCAAUAUCUGGCAUACUGCUUCCCUUUUACAAUCCCUUCGAUGGCGGUACGAAAUGUUCUUUCUAAAGGAUGGAGCAUAACCAAUUCCAAAGUAUACAUGGGCUACGGAGCAGUCGGCAUAUGGAUACUCAGCCUGUUGCUGCUAUGUUUAAUAGGGCUAAAGGUUAAAAAAUAAUUUUUUGCAGGUAGAACAUUCACAAAAAACCCUUUUCCUGGCUGAAUGAAUAGCAUUUUAGGAUUACUUUGAAUAAGCCUUGUGUAUAUAAUUAUUGUCAUUAUAGUAACUCAAGUUACCCCGAUUGGUUAUUCAAUCGAGAUGUAAAUGCUAGUGAUACUGUUCAAAUAUGUUAAUGAAAGCUAUUUGAUACGGGUUUGGAACGAAAUGGCAAAAAAACAAUAUGAAAUUCGACACAUUCCGGACAGCCUUUGGUGAUAUACAAAAAAUAAUUGGUUCUUUAAACUGUAUGCUGUUUUUAAGCCUUUUGAGAUGCAGAUUAUUGUAAAGAUAUAUGCUAGGAUUGCCGUUAUUUUUGCUAUGUAAAAAUUUUGUCCAUCGCGGAUCAUAAAUCAUUAGAUCAAAGGAAAAUUUUGGAUAUUUCAGGGAAAAUAAUCAAUAUUAACACGUGCCCCAAAGUGAUUAAGAUUUGACUUAAGAAAAAAAUAAUUUUUUUUCAUGCGUUUUACAUGAAAACUCAUAACAUGUUGCAAAAUGUUUGAAAAUUUUUGAAAUUUGGUGGAGUUUGAGCACAUGAUACAAGGUUUCAAACGUAUUUUUUCGCUUAGUAAAAAAAUUAAAAAUUAUCUGUUUUGAAAAUGCACAGACUUCUGGUUCCCUUUUUUUUCAUUUUUUCUUUUAUUAUUUUAUUUAAUUUUUUUUAGUUUGUUCAGAUGAACUGGCCUUAAACAUACGUAGUCAAACUUUUAUUUAUUUUUUUGUGCAAUUAAAGCUGUACGCACUCGAGGCGACUGGACACGCGCCAGGCCAAUUCACUAUGGAUUUCAUUCUAGCUAUUCCAACGCGGCAACAACAACAGCGUUGGGAUAGGUAGAACAAAGUUAAUAGUAAAUAGGGCAAAGGGUAUAAUACGCUCCACUGGAGCAAAACACCCCACUUGUAUUCCUAGGACACCAGAAUUAUUUGAAAUGUAAAAAUUACUGAUAACUGUAUAAUUUCAUGAAAUUAACGCAAUAAGUUAGUUUGACAUUUUUAGUAUUUCGCAUAACAAAAAUGUACGUAAAUGUUUCAAAAGAGCCUUUUUCGUUGUAAGUUUCCCCUGAUUUUCUACAAGCACCUCAACCAAUUGGGAAGAGUGAGAUUUGGACUACAGUGAAGAUCCGAUUUUAUCAGCUUUUUUAUAUUUUGUUAGCCUCAUAUGAAAAUUGGUAGUUUGACGGGCUCUGGCAGACGAAUCAAGUUGAUUGCGAGUAAAUCCUUUCCUGAGCAUAUUUUUUAUCUUAGAUAUCCAAAAUAUGCCAAAAUAUUUUUUUCAAUUUAAAGGAAAUUUAAACUAAAUAAUCAGAAAUGGUUUUGAGGCUAUAUCUAGGGAUUAAAGAGCAAUAUUUUAAGAGCUUCGGCUUAGUUAUAAGCAAGAAAAAUAUAUGUCCCAAUAUUGUCAAAGUCUCCGUUUUAGUAGCCCAAAGUUCGCCACGGGGCCUAUAAAAACAGGUAUUCUGUAUUUCGAGCAACUUAAUAGAAUAUAUUUGUUGUUCGACUGUGAUUUCAGCUUAAUGAUUGGCUUUCUAAGUCUUGUAUGUAUAAAUCAAAUGACUUGGUUUUGAAUUAUCAGCUGGAUAAUUCAAAACCAAGUCGUUUGAUUUAUAUAUACAAGACUUAGGAUUGGCUUUCUAAGUCUUGCAUAGAAUAUAAAAAUUCAAAUAUAAGUUUUUGAAAUGGUUUGAAAAUAUGUGUGCGCAUAGAAUUAUUCAUGUUUUCACAACAGCUCAUCACCGGACAAAACGCCUCACUAAUUUCUGGAUGAUAUGCUCCAUUAUUGCACAACGGCAAAGUGACUGUUGAGCCAAUUAUGACCUUAAAAAAACAGCAAUACUGAUUUACUUAGUAAAUCAAAGUUACAAUAUAUGACCUUUUUAGCAAGAUAAACAUUUCAAUAAUUCGAUUAGGGCAUAUAACCGUAUUGUUGUAGGGCAUAUUCACCGAUUACAGUGGAUCAUACUAUCCUUUUGUGGUAUGGCAUACGCAUAUUACAUUGAAACUGGGUGCAUUGCGCCCGGAGUGAGCGAAGAAACUAGAAGAAGAAACUAGAAUCCUGAGCUUGAGUUUGUGCUGCUACUCCGUUAUCGAUCUGGACUAGCUGAAGUUGCACAGGGAAUAAGAAGAAUAAUUAUGCUUGGGAGUAGCAAAACAUCUUUCAACGUGCAACUCCUGGUAAUCCUAAAGUGUGUAUAAUACCGGCGCCGGCCAGGCCCGAACGUAGAAACCAUGUCAACUGAAAUGAGUGGCGGUCACGCUUAUCACUCAACCACCGGCGCUGUAGAAGAAACUAGAAUUUGAGCAUCUUUGAAAAACGUGUAUAUUUUAAUUUGCAUGCUUUCAACAAAUCGGCACGCCGCCGAUGCAUUUUUCCCGCGCCGAUAAUUCGCGAACUCUAAAAUUGUUGACUCAUAAUUUUAUCCACAAAUCUAGGAACAUUGUCUAUGGACCGAAUAUACGACGUUAACUGAAUGUUGAUUUAUCACAUCUUGAUCAUUAUUUGGUAUUAGUGGUCGUCAAUUGGAUUACAAAAUUAAAAUAAUCUUGAUAUUUUCUCGAAACCCAUUACACGACACUCGUUAUAUAAUUCAAAGAUCCAUUCAUGCUUCGUCAACUGGUUAUGAUUGUGAGCAUAUAAGUUUCAAUUCACCAUUCGUGUGCGUGAAAUGGUCCACAAAUUAAAAAAAACUUCCACUUUCAAGAUAUAUGUGUCUAAAAUUUACGAUUAUGUGCCUGAUCCUAAUCUUUGCACGUAAUCAAUUUCACUGGAACGCAGUGUAUUAUUCAUUGAUUUUUUAACCGAUUCUUAAUUCCUAAUAUGCUACACACGAUUCACCAGUCGUGUUCAUGAUGCAAUUCAUGAAGUAAUUAAUUUUCCACAUAAUCUUAUUAUACUUACGUAAACAAUUACAAGGGACUCAGACUAUUAUUCAUGGAUUAUUCGCUCUGCUUUUUGGUUUUGAAAUUUCUAUGUGAGCUAUUGUGUACAACUGCUAGCAACCAGUUUCAUAGGCACGAACAUUAGAUACAAAGACAUUACUAGGACCUGUAACCCUGUUAUUCCUUUGUUAAAAUUCAGAGAAAUGUUCGGAAUUAAAUGAAACUGCGCUGAGCAAAAUACAUUACCUAGCCACAAUUCAUGUCCGUGAAAUAAUUUAGAAACCUAUAAGACACGUGACUCUGUGUAAAAAAUCCAACGGUAAGCUCAAAACUAAAAUAUCACGAUAACACGACGAGAAUUUACGAAAAUCGUUGCACGUCGUUCAAUUCUUGACUGUUUUAGUCAAUAAAGUUAAUACAAAUCAAUGUUUCAUCGAGUUAUGAAUUAGAAAAAACAGUCGAUUUCAAUUACAAAUCGGUGGCGUUAGUGAAGAGAUUUUGACACAGAGCUAAAUGCGUUACUUAGUUUCCGCACCCACCCGAAAACGUUACGGUCUUUUUAAUCUCAUGCAAACCAAAACAAACAAUAUGGGACGGAAAUGUGAAAUUCAUUUUGUCGAAGUGCCCAAGGUGGGAGUUGUUCACAACCAUUUCUUAAGUUACAACACGAUGCCGAUUGUUGAGUAAGCACAUAACAGGAUGUUAGUAAUUUAAUUGAUUCGGUGUAUCGAAUGUAUGCAAUGGAUUAGAAUUUGUUGGUCCCCGGAACUGCUGGAGAAAUUGGUGGGGUGCAGGUGCUACGAAAACUAGAGAUACGCUCAGACCAUUUUCAAUCAGACUUGUUUAGUGAUCAGUUUCAACCUAACAGGAGCUAACACGUCAAGUCGUGGAAUGAUUAUGAUUGAUAGUAACUGUAUAUUUAGGUUUCGUUAGGGUGUAGAUCUGUAUGAUUCCAGCACAUCGAGCAUACUUUGCACUCAAGAUAGAAGCAGACCGUACGUUGUAAGAAAAUGUAGUGCCAGGGAAUCGUAUUCUUUAUCAUCGUGGCGAUUUUGUACUUACAAGAAGUAAAAGUUGUGCCUAUCAAAUAAACGAAAUGAAUAAAAAAAAAAGAAGUAAAAGUAAACACCAGCCUGGAAAAUGAAGUAAUGUGUCUACCUUG